Messenger RNA from Drosophila sulfurigaster albostrigata, 2065 nucleotides. It is a transcript of the gene Mes2, whose product is annotated as rho GTPase-activating protein gacZ. Lineage: Eukaryota; Metazoa; Arthropoda; Insecta; Diptera; Drosophilidae. Gene Ontology annotation, cellular component: transcription regulator complex; nucleus. The coding region runs from base 210 to 1664 and encodes 484 amino acids. The record is from RefSeq and is a predicted model, not a curated record. Gene Ontology annotation, biological process: regulation of transcription by RNA polymerase II. The transcript has 3 exons.
UGGUUUUUAGUUGCUGUUUAAACUUGGUCGUGAGAGGGUAGCUCAGCCCCCGUCGUCGAUCGCGCGCUGCUUUGGCUCAAAAAACACACUCAACAAAUACAUUUGUGAUAAAGUGAACUUUAGUGUCAAGUGAAAAAACAGUGAAGCUGCUCAAUAACAAUAACAACAACAUCAACAAAAUUAAUCUGCAAAUACUACAACAAAUUUUGAUGGCGCCCGCCGCCGUUGCCGCUGCUGCUGCCGCCUCGGGCUCCUCACCCAUCAUCACAACGAAUUCGUUACAGGACAUGAGCGCAGCCGCAGCAGCGAUUGCGCUGGACAUGAAGCCCAAAGGCGAACUCAGUGUGCUGCCCACCCAAAAGAUCAAGAAAUUGGUUCGUCGUAAUGCCUCCGACAAACUGAAGCUCAUACAAAUGGUUCAUGAUAAUCCCAUUCUGUGGGACUCGCGCCUGCCGAAUUUUAAGGGCGCCGAAGAGGAGAAGAAUCGCGCUUGGGAGCACAUUGGCAGGGAGUUCAAUGCGCCCGGUCGUCGUGUGGCGCGCGCUUUUAAAUCUCUGCGAGAAUCUUAUCGCCGCGAAUUGGCCCACGUUAAAUUGAUGGGCAAUGGAUUUAAGCCCAAAUGGAGUCUCUACGAGGCCAUGGAUUUUCUACGCGAUGUCAUCAGGGAGAGAAAGGGCGCUUCCCAUGCCAGUGAUCUCAGUCUGAGCGCCUUCGCCCAGCACUUGCACAACAACAACAACAACAAUAACAACAACAACAAUAACAACAACAAUAAUAACAACAACAACAACACACACAGUUUGCUGAGUGCGAGCAAAGUCGCUGCAGCCACAGCUCUGAAGCUGAACUCCUCGUUCAACGAUUCCUCCAGCACGGUGCUGAAUCUUUCCAAGUGCUCAGGGAUGAAUAUGAGCAACGAUGAUUUCUACUGCGAUUACUAUGUAAAGCCGGAGCUGGACUUGUCCACUGGCGGAGGAGGAGGAGGAGGAGGCAACAAUGCUGGCAGCAGCAGCAGCGCCAGCAGCAAUGGCAGUGGCAGUGGCAGCGGAGUGGGCGUGGCAGCACAACCGUUGCCCGCCCAUCAGCAGGCGCAAGCGCAGGCGCAGAACGACAGUCGAGUGAGCUCGACACGCAACGAUAGCGGAGCUGGGCUGGCUUCACAUCAGCAGAGCUACGAUGACAUGGAUGCCAGCUCAUUGCGCAGCGGCGACGACGACAAUGGCAACGUAUCCGUGUCCGAUGAGGUCGAAGAGCUGGAGGUGAUCGACGCUGACUUUCCGUAUCCCAUCAUCCUCGGCUCGAAUUCGCCGCGCAGCAUCGUCGAGAACGGAGGAGCGACAACGUUGCGUAAGCGUCGUCGCCUUGGCGAAACGGAUGACCAGGAGGAUGGCGACCUCGAUGCCGAUGAUUACGAAGAUCAAAUGCUGCAGCAGCAUCGUCAUCUGCGGCAGCAACAGAAUGCCGCAGCGGCCGCUGCAGCUGCUGCCGCUGUGGGCGGACUCGAGUUGCCACCGCCGCAGACGGUGCGCGAGGUUCUUAACUCGAAGUUCUGUGGCUUCAUCUCGGCGAAGCUGAACAGCAUGGAAGACUCGGAGGCAGACAAUCUGAUGAACCGCAUCAUGUUGCUGGUGGUGCAAAUGCAGCAAUGUGAGGCAACCAAAUAGUUGUCAGGGUUUGGGGAAUCUUAGUCUUAAAUAUAGCCAAGCAUUGUGCAUUAUGGAUUAAUGCAGCUUCUGCUCAAAGCACAAAACACAACAUUUUUCUUGCCAUCAAUUUUUCACGAAUUAUUCUAUUUGCCAUUUCAAAUUUUCAAUGCCAAAUUUGUGCCAUGCCAAAAAAUAAAUGAUUUAACAAAGAAAGUUCUAUAACUAGUUCCCCUAUGGAUCAAUCUAUAUAGCUAUACCCAAAAAAAAGGAAUACGAAACAAAAACCAAGCAAAGAGAGCAACACACACAAAGAAAGAAAGACACACAAAACAAAGAAAAGACAAAGAAAGUUAGCAAAGUAUGAGAUUUAGUUUAUUAUAAACGUUAAUUUAGUUCUAAGUCGCAAACAAAAACAAAAA